AACACGGUAACCCUAUACUCCAAUCGCCCAACACACUGAACAUACCCCAUAACAUUGAAUUUGACAAUUCAUAUCUGUGAAAAACUGAACGUAAACCAACAAACAGAGAAAAAACAGAAAGGAAGAAAAAAUACUAGAAAAUCUGGGAAAAUACAUAAAAAAAUUGCAAAUAUCCUUAAAAUAACAAAACGAAAAGCCCAAAAACGUGUAACAAAAGUGCAAUAUCCACAAAAAACAACAACUAAAACAAUUCAUUUACUAAACGCAAUAAAAAGUUAACAGCUGGUGGAAAAAUAAAAGAAAAAACAGAAAAUCAAGAAUGGAUGUCAUUAAUAAAUUCUAUUCAACAGUACACACCACUGUUUCACAAUUAUCAGGUGUCCUGCCAGGAAACAACGUUACCCGAGAAUAUGAAGUGCUCGAUCAGGUUUGCACGGCUGGGGUGGGUCUGCUGUGGAAAGUCUACAACGGAUACAAGAAAUCAACGAAACAGGAAGUGUCGGUGUUUGUGUUCGAAAAGAAAGCUUUAGACCGAUGGUCCAAGGAGGAUCGCGAAGCAAUUCUAGAAACAUUACGCAGAGGUGUACAACAAUUGACAAAGAUACGCCAUCCCCAUGUCUUGACGGUGCAACAUCCUUUGGAGGAGAGUCGUGACUCAUUGGCCUUUGCCACAGAACCAGUUUUUGCCUCCUUGGCUAAUGUUGUGGGCGAUCAAGUGAGGGCGGAAAAGAAACUUUACGAUGUAGAGAUACGCCAUGGCCUGCUCCAGCUGUUUGAUGGUUUGCAAUUUCUACACAACGAUGCCAAGAUUGUUCAUCGUAAUAUUUGUGCCGAAACAAUUGUGAUUAACAAGAAUCGUAGCUGGAAAUUGUUUGGUUUUGAUUUCUGUGUUGCCAAUCAACCUCAACCGGAUGGUAAGCCCUACUGGCCAUGCAAGGAAUAUUCAACAUCGAUGCAUAUGUUAGCCCAGCCAAGUUUGGAAUACACGGCUCCGGAAAUUGCCUUGAAUAAUAUUAAUUCUACGGAUAGUGAUCUGUUUUCUUUGGGUAUUCUGAUUUUUACCAUUUAUGCUGGAAAACCAUUGAAACUAUUCGGUUCGGACUAUAGUGCAUUUCGAAGGCAUGCCAACGAUUUGAAUCAACGCAAAUAUCCACCCAUGAAUGCUGUACCCAGUGAGCUGACCGAAAGUUUGAAGGCAUUACUGCAUCCCAGUCCUCAUUUGAGGCCCAAGUUGCAUGAUCUUAAAGAGGUAACCUAUUUCCACGACGUUGGCGUUAAGACCCUCAGCUAUUUAGAUUCCCUCUACCAAUGGGAUAAUUUACAAAAAUCCAAAUUCUACAAAGGCCUACCCCAAAUAAUACCCACAUUACCGCAUCGUGUCAAUCUCUAUUCAAUCUUACCAUAUUUGGUCAAGGAAUUUGUCAAUUCACCCAUGAUCCCAUUCGUUUUGCCCAAUGUCUUGCUCAUUGCCGAAAUGAGUAGCCAAAAAGAAUACUGUGACCAUAUCCUACCCCACCUAAAGCCAAUAUUUAAACUCACCGAUCCCAUACAAAUUCUCUUGAUAUUUAUGCAAAAAAUGGAUUUACUUUUAAAAUUAACACCAGCCGAAGAGGUGAAAUUGCAUGUGUUGCCGUUACUCUAUCGUUCGCUGGAAUGUGAUAUGCCACAAAUACAAGAGUUGUGUCUAAAUGUAUUGCCAACAUUUUCCACAUUAAUCGAUUAUAAUGCCAUGAAAAAUUCUGUUAUACCAAGAAUUAAGAAACUGUGUUUAGUCUCGUCAAAUGUGUCGGUGAAAGUGAAUUGCCUAAUAUCGAUUGGUAAGCUAUUGGAAAACUUGGAUAAGUGGUUGGUGUUGGAUGAAAUCCUACCAUUUUUACAACAAAUACAAAGUCGUGAACCGGCAAUUAUUAUGGCCAUUAUUGGUAUCUACAAAAUAGCCAUGACCAAUACCAAAUUGGGCAUAACCAAGGAUGUCAUGGCCCACAAAUGCAUACCAUUUUUAAUACCAUUGAGUGUUGAAAAUGGCCUAACCAUUGCUCAAUUUAAUACAAUCGUUGCCUUGAUCAAGGAAAUGUUUGCUCGUGUCGAAAAAGAACAAAGGGAGAAAUUGGAACAAUUAUCAACAAUACAAAGAGAUAAUAAACCCAAAGAUGCUGCUGAAAUUUUGGCUACUGAAUUGGAGAAAGGUUCAUCGGGCAAAGUCACAUCGCCAUCGAAUGACGAUGAUAUGUUUUCGGGAUUUUCAAUCAGUCAGCCACCAGCAAAUAAGCCAAUAAGCAAUUCUACUUCAGCAAUAACAACCAAUCAACAAAACAACAAACCAAGAGAGCAGUUAAAGAUCUCCCACAACAAUUCGGCCAAACCGGAUAUAUUAUCAUCUCUAAUGAAUUCCAAUCUCAGUAAUAUUGGUGGCAACAAUGCAUUGGCCAAACCACCAAGCAAUGCUUUGGUUUCCGCAAAUCCCUAUAGUCCAACUGGUAAUAGCAACAAUAGCAGUGACUGGCAACAAAAUUCAUGGCACAGUGCCAAUCCGUUGGUAAUGAAUCAUCAAUUACCACCCCCUUCAACAGCGAACAUGAGUACAACGGCUUCAACCACACCCAAUAACAAUUUCUCUUCAUUGGAUGAUUUAGAUCCAUUUGGGGGUAAUAAACAAUCACAACAAAAACAACCCAUGUCUAGCUCAACAACAGCCAAUUCAUUUACACUGCAAAAACCAACGGUCGAUUAUAUUUAUCCACCCGGUUAUAAUGCAAUGAAAACAAAUUCCACAACACCUUUAAUGGGUCUCAACAAUUCCAUGAAUAUGAAUGCCAUGGCCAUGAAUUCGGCAUCGAUGUCAACGCAGCCAUUGAUGCCACAAUCAACAAUGAAUUCUGGAAAUCAAUCACAGGAUAGUCGAAAUCUAAAUACCCUGAGUCAGCAGGAUAUUUUGAGUUUUUUGAACUAAACGGAAAAGGCCAACUCUUUGCAAGGAGAAAACUAAAUGCCUCCUCGAAGAAAAAUAAAA
This is a messenger RNA of Musca domestica (house fly), 3010 nucleotides long. Its product is annotated as SCY1-like protein 2. Gene Ontology annotation, biological process: protein phosphorylation. The record is from RefSeq and is a predicted model, not a curated record. The coding region runs from base 320 to 2950 and encodes 876 amino acids. Gene Ontology annotation, molecular function: protein kinase activity; ATP binding. Lineage: Eukaryota; Metazoa; Arthropoda; Insecta; Diptera; Muscidae. The transcript is spliced from 5 exons.